Molecule: messenger RNA, 2292 nt
Organism: Ustilago hordei
Lineage: Eukaryota; Fungi; Basidiomycota; Ustilaginomycetes; Ustilaginales; Ustilaginaceae
Exons: 3
Coding region: 1-2292 (763 amino acids)
Source: RefSeq, a predicted model, not a curated record
AUGUCUCAAUCAUCUUCCAUCUCCAUUGGUGCCAGCAUCAACACUGCUGCUGCAGUCAGUAGCAGCAUCAACCCCUUCACUGAAAGCCAAGUUCCUCUUGCCAUCAUCAAGAACCUUGCGAUGCACAGUGCCAAUGCUCUUUCAAACCCUGAUGAUGCUUUCCCAUCUCCAGUAGCUGAUGACCUUGCUCCUUCUGAUGCCAUCAACAGUGAUGAUGACUUCACUUUGCCGCUCCCUGCUGCCAACCAGACUGCUCUUGCUGCUCCAGUUGAUCUGAAGGUUGCCAACCAGCUUUGCAGCUUCCGCCUCCACCUCCUCCAGCACCCUUCUCUUCUCCUCUGCACUCGCCCUGAGUGCACUCACCACCUGCCGCUCAUCCCAACCUAUGCCAAUGUGUCUCAGCACCUCAAGUCCCACCAUCAUCCGCUCACCAAGACUGGCAUCAAGCUGUUGGAGGAGACACUCCUUACUCUCGACCUUGUCAGCCCUGCUACUGUCAGCAUCAACACCAAUCUACUCCCCAUCAACCUCAUCAAGGAGCUUGAUACAUUUGAUGGCUACUGUUGCAGUAUCUGCGAGUAUGCUGUCAAGUUGAGCUCCUCUGCAUACAAGCACCAGCGCAGCAGCCAUGAUGGCAAGGCUUCUGUCAUCCACCCUGUUCUCAUUCAGCCCAUCUUCACCAGUGGUCCCUUCACCCGCUAUGUGUGGGUCUUCAACAGCAAGCUCGAGCCUACACCCCCUCCUGUUGCCUUCAACAUCAACACAGAGGAGGACGCAGCUUUCAAGGAGCAGCUGGAAGCAUUCUUUGCCAAGGAUGCAGAGCUAAUGGCAAAGGCAGAUCUGGACAUGGAGGGCAUUCAACCACGAACUGUGACUGGCAAUCUCAGCCCAUGGCUCAAGCAGCUAGGCUGGCAGGAGUACUGGGCUGGCAAGCCAGUGGCGGCCAUUGGUUCCCUUGGCUGCAACCCUCACAAGUGGCCAGGUGCCCACCAGGACUUCCUUCACUGGCUGCUUGGCAUGACACAACAGUGUACACAGCAGUGGAUGGAGGCACUUCUUCAAUCUGGCCGCCAGGUGCAGCAAACCUUCCAUGCCUUUGACGACACCCCUAGCCAUCCAUACUCCCUUGAUCAACCCACAGUCAUCAAGUGUGCUGACUGCUGGGCAAUGCUCAUCACCAUGCUGGCUCAUGUCAUGCUAGAUGGCAAGGUUCUUGGCUACUAUGGUGAUGAUGAUCAGGAUGCACACCUUGGCAUCAGUGAACAGCUUGCAGGGCUCUUUGAGGACCUUCAGGACCUCUUCCAUGAUCCCAAUCUGGAUGUUGAUGUCUCCAUGCAUCCUGAUGUGGUUUUGCAAGCAUUUAGUGGCAUCCAGUUGAUCAGUGUCUACCUCAUCACCCAAGAUCCUCCUGCCUAUGGUGAGCUGGAACGUCUUCCUCUGCUACGCACCUUCCUCCACCUCUGCCUCUCUCCUGAUGGCACAUCCAAGCCGGUCAAUACAGCAACCUCGAUCCUGGUCAACUUGGAGUUUGCAUUCCGUGCAGUGAUGCAUCACCACCUUCUCCACCCAGAGCAUGGCACUCUCAUUGGCAAGCCAGUCCCAGAGAUCAACAAGGGGGUUCAAGCAGUUAUGAAGCGUUACCUGUUCAACAACAGCUACUCGGCAAGUGCUCAUCUGCAAUCCCUUCUCUGCUAUGGGACCAAGCUGGCUAAGGAUGAUGGCGGCAGCCUCUACUUCCGGUGGUCUGAGGAUAGGAAGCUGGUGACUUAUGGCACCAACACAAUCAAGAUCAGCCGCCUUCACACCCUUGUCCAAGGCACCUUGGACCGUGCCACCUCUCUGUUGGAGCAGCUGCUGCUGAAGGAUGGUGCCUUGUCUGAGCAUGUGGAUCUGUCUACAUACAAGGACCACUUCUGCAACAGGGAGCCAGGCUACAGCUUUGUUACUGCUACAAAGCAAGAUACUGGCACCUUUUGCCUCCGUCAGGCUCUCAAAGGCUUUCCUCAGCAUCAACCACUCCUUGAUACUUGCUCAGCAGAGCCAGAGUUUGACAUGGCUGCUGCCCAUGCCUACUUUGCCCUUCACAAUGAGUUCAACAAGCUCCUUGCUGUGCUCAUUGAGCUCACCAGUGGUCUGCCGGCAAGAGGCACAGAGCUGGUCAAGCUGCAGCACACCAACACAUUGGUCAGCCAGCGCAACCUCUUCCUAGCCCUAGCCCUAGCCGGUGUGUCUUGCUUGCGGGCAACGCACAAUUGCGCUCCGCCAAAUUCGAAAUUCACGCGACUGCGUUGA